AUGUUGCGGGAAAGACCCAGAAGAGGCACUCUGCCUCCUGCUCAAGAGGUAUACACCACUGAUGAAAGUCGUGCAUGCUUUAUUGCAGAUAUGCAUCUGCACAGAGGUAUUCUGAAGCAUUGUAUAUCCUUCAGAAAUUUGAGGGUUGUUAACGUCUUUUUAAGUAUCUACCAACUUUUGUACGGGAAGUUGAAUUUUUCCUCACCUGUGCAUUCUUCAUUCCUCCUUCCAUUGAAGCUCAGAUUCACCCAAAAAAAAAAAAAAAAAACAGAAGAAAAGAAAAGAAAAAGAACUCUGGGAUGUGCUUCAAGUUCGCUUGGGUCAUCUGGUGUUAACUCUCCUACAUCUUACAUUUGGCCUCACUUUUAUUUGUUAACAAGGUUGGCAAGUUCAGGCGUUAACUUUGCUGCAUCUUACAUUUGGCUUCACUUUUGUUUGAUAAGAAGUUUGAUAAGUUCAGGUGUUAACUCUGGAACAUCUUCCAUUUGGCCUCACUUUUGUUUAUUAACAAGUUUGACAAGUUCAGGCGUUAACUCUGCUGCAUCUUACAUUUGGCCUCAUUUUUGUUUGUUAAGAAGUUUGGCGUUAACUCUGCUGCAUCUUACAUUUGGCCUCACUUUUGUUUGUUAA
Ziziphus jujuba (common jujube) is the source of this 630-nucleotide messenger RNA. RefSeq lists its product as uncharacterized. The transcript has 8 exons. Lineage: Eukaryota; Viridiplantae; Streptophyta; Magnoliopsida; Rosales; Rhamnaceae. Bases 1 to 630 code for a protein of 209 amino acids. The record is from RefSeq and is a predicted model, not a curated record.